Messenger RNA from Mycena indigotica, 2544 nucleotides. RefSeq lists its product as uncharacterized. The coding region runs from base 1 to 2544 and encodes 847 amino acids. The transcript has 8 exons. Lineage: Eukaryota; Fungi; Basidiomycota; Agaricomycetes; Agaricales; Mycenaceae. The record is from RefSeq and is a predicted model, not a curated record.
AUGCAGGGUCUCCCUACCCCUCCUGACAGUCGAGCAAGCGUUGCUUCGAGCACACCCCAUUCACUGGCAGCAGUAAAGACCAUCGUUAACCCCAACGACACGAGUGCAAGUACAUUUUCGCAAAUUCCAGACCUCGGAUGCCUUAUUAUGGAAACACUUCCCCAAAUGUUUCAAGAAGAGACCCAUCGUAAACUUGCUACAGUUGAAGAGAUCAAGCAUUUGAGAGCGGAGAACCAAACGGUCAAGACCUUAUGCGAUAGUCUCAAGGAAGAGCUAGCCAGAAUGACCCAAGACACUGUCAAGCUACAAGAAGAGUUGAGCGCAAAAUCCCGAGAGAGUGAUGAAUGGGCACUUCAAGCGAAGGAAUGUCAGGCCCUGUUAGCUGAAGCGCAAAGCAAAAUUUCUGGCAUUGCCAAAAUCGUAGAGGCAUCAGACCAAAGCGAUCGUAAUUCAGAGCAGGUUAGAGACACUAGAAUGUUGAUCCGGAUCCCACCUCUUCCAAUCAACAAUUCGGAGAGUUCAAGCGCGUAUGGCCCACCAUACCGCACUAGCGCUAAUGACCAAUCAGCCUACUUUAGUCAUGAUGGUUGUCGACGUCGCUGUGAGAAUUGGCACUUUCCCUUUCACCUGUUUGCGUUUCUUCUCCUCCUCAAUGAGCUGGCCUCUCUGUCGUCGCCUAUGUCCAAGACGCCUUUGACCAUCCAUGUCGUGGACGCCCUCGACUGGCCCCCUCUCCAGGACUACCACAUCAACACCCCUGGCUCUCUCUUCCCUCGCAGUGUGAAGGACGGCGACGAUGGAUUCCGUCUGACACCGAAUGGGCCGUCAGACUGGAAUGUAGACAGCAGGACACCGUCAUCGAGCCAUACUUUUGGCUUCCCGCUUUCUCCUCGUUCACCCCAGCUUCGUUCUCGGCGUAAAUCUGCUGCUUUAUCCACCCACCUUCUUCCUCCAAAAACACCAUUCGAAAAGCAAAAGCACCGACUUCGGCGGUACACUGCUGCUGAAACGCAACUCGCUCGUAUAUCGGAUCCAGUUUCACCUUCGCCUGCCGAGCUUUAUGCGUCUGCUCUCAAAUUCAGCGUUCGCUCGCUGGCUUUGCGUAUCUUCGAAGCGCAACAAAUGCUGAGAGAAGUAACUCGAGAGAAGAGACAAGACACGGCGAGGUGGAUGGUCGAGCAUCACGUCGCUGAUUUGGAACUCCUUCAGGGCAACCUGAAGACCGAGCUUAACCAUGGCUCGAGAUCCAAAGUCCAACCGGAUGACGACCAGAACGAUACCAACCUCGUUCGUUUCCUUGGAAGCGCCAAGGUAGUUCCUGUAUUUACACGUCGAGUUCGCCGCCCACAGCCACAAAACCGGAUACUCGCUGCUUCUAUGGUGGAGAGUAGACGGAUGGCCUCCAGCUCACCAAUGCAACUGCAAACUCAGUCGUCAUCACUUCCUCGGCACGAUCCUCGUAGCGAAUGGUCCUGGGAGACCCGUAUUCGCACUGUCCUUCUUUAUCCCAACCCUAAGCCGCCACAAUUACCACUUUCAUCAGUCGAAUCCAACCUUAAUAUUUCCAACAGCAGUCGAAGCACCACCGAAACUUCGACUUCUUCGUUCUGGACCACCACUCCGACAAGUGAAACCUUCAAUUUCAGUCCCAUCGACGAGAUUCCAGACCCAGACACGCCAUUGUCCGAGCUCAACGAUAUAUUCGAAGAGGAUGAAGAUGAAGACAUGUAUGAGGACUAUCCCACGUUCAAUCACAACUCGGCGUAUUCGCGUCCUUGGAAGCCGUCUGUUCCUGUUCCAACUGCAAAGCCAGCCGCGCCACCUCCACUUGCAACCAAUUUCUCUCCCGAUGUGACUUAUGGCUGGUUAGCGGACCCAUCGACUUGGACCUCACCUUCAACUUGGCAGGGCGACGGUUGGGAGGUCUCGUCACCAUCAUCGUCUCAUUCUCGUUCGUCCUCUCUCCUGGAACCUUUGUCUGCCUCGACCAUUUCACCCUCUUCACCUUACCAAUAUGGGUAUCCUGGGUACAGCCAAACACCCUAUUCAGCAGCAACUGCACCAAAUCCGCGAACUCCAACCCGCGAUCGGUCGCAGUCUUCCUCUUCUCCAUCACAAAGUCGGUCUAGUUUCUGGGCAUCCAUACCAGGGCGGCACCGACGGUUACAAUCGCUCAAGCCAGUUUCUGCCGCUGAACGAGAAUCAUAUGCUGUAAAACCACUUCCUCCAGCACCUGGACAAACGGCCACGCAAUUGUCGACACCCAUAACGCCACAAUCGGCUCCCCUCCUCGGUUUUGGUACAUCCAGUCAUCGGAAGGAGAAGGAUAAGGAGAAGGGACUCAGCUUCAUUGCAGGCCUUGUGCGAAAAGCGACUCUUUCGUCUCACAACCGAGUAGACGAUGUCGCUGAGCCUAGUCCGACCCUGUCGGACACGAGCUCAGUGUUCAGCUUUGGCAUGGGUCAGAAUAAACUCCGCAAGCAGCGGAGUGGACUUCGUCGAAUGAGCAGUCAGCGAAGCUUGACAACAGCCAGCAUCGUUUAG